Thyridium curvatum is the source of this 1566-nucleotide messenger RNA. RefSeq lists its product as uncharacterized. The record is from RefSeq and is a predicted model, not a curated record. Bases 1 to 1566 code for a protein of 521 amino acids. The transcript has 6 exons. Gene Ontology annotation, molecular function: transmembrane transporter activity. NCBI's taxonomy places the organism in Eukaryota, Fungi, Ascomycota, Sordariomycetes, Thyridiales, Thyridiaceae. Gene Ontology annotation, biological process: transmembrane transport.
AUGUUGGAAAUUGAAAGAUCGACACCAGAGCCAAAGGACUUGGAACAGGAAGAAAAGACGUAUGUGAAGAACACAUCUACUCCAGACAACUCAACUCUUGCUGAAGACCCCAGCUUGUCUUUGCGAGAUAUCGAGAACAAUGCUCAGGAUGCAUCCGACUCGGCUUCUUCCACCGGAUCAGUGCCAGAGACCUACAUAGUCGGGUGGGAUGAUGGCGACAAUGAUCCGCUGUGCCCCCGCAGCUUCGGCACGGCUCGAAAAUGGGCGAUGGUCUUUAUUGUAUGCCUGACGACUCUCUGCGUCCAUAUGGAAGCCGAGUUUGGAAACUCCAGGAUCGUCUCAGUGCUGGGCCUGACACUGUUCGUUUUCGGCAUGGCUUGUGGCCCGAUGCUCUUCAGCCCAUUGAGCGAGUUCUACGGUCGACGUCCCAUCUACUUGGUGUCGUGGACGAUGUAUGUGAUCUGGCUCGUGCCGCAGGCGGUAGCUCGCAACAUCGAAACCAUGCUCGUUGCCCGGUUUCUGAACGGAUUCUCCGGGGGUACUUUCCUGGCCGUCUCGGGCGGGACUGUUGGAGAUUUGUUCUCAAAACGGGAACUAUCGUUCCCAAUGGCUGUUUUCUCGGUCUCGCCAUUCCUUGGUCCUUGCAUCGGACCUCUGAUUGGCGGUUUCAUCAACUACAAUGUACAUUGGAGGUGGACGUACUAUGUGCUCUUGAUCUGGGCGGGUAGUAUGCUGUUGGCUAUCACUCUCCUGGUCCCGGAGACAUACCACCCUAUCUUACUCCGAAAUAAAGCCCGACAAGUGCGCAAUACCACCGGCGACGACCGCUGGAGGGCGCCGAUGGAGCUUUCGACAAAAUCCAUCCACCGGACAGUUGCAUUGUCUCUGUUGCGGCCAUUUCAACUUCUCAUCUUCGAGCCCAUGUGCUUGAGUCUUUGCAUGUACUCGGCUAUCCUCCUCGGCAUCCUCUACCUCUUUUUCGGUGCUUUCCCGUUGAUCUUCAGCACGAACCACGGUUUCAAUCUCUGGCAGAUAGGCCUGUCGUUCCUGGGAAUUGGUUGCGGACUGAUCCUCGGAGUUUCCACCGAUCCCGUGUGGCACCGCGUCCGGACCCGUCUCAUCAGCAAGAUGGAUGGCGAGUCGUCCAAGUCAGGGCACGGAGAACCAGAGUUCAGACUACCCCCUGCAAUCCUCGGUGCCUUCAUUGCUCCCAUCGGCCUGUUUCUGUUCGCGUGGACCUCGUAUCCGAGCAUACACUGGAUCGUCCCCAUCAUCGGCUCGCUGCUAUUUGGCACUGGUAACAUUUUGAUAUUUAUUGGGAUCUUCACCUUCCUUGUCGAUGCCUACCCCGAGUACGCAGCGAGUGCACUGGCCGCCAACGCUUUUGUGCGUUGCUUGUUCGCAGGAAUCUUCCCGCUCUUUGGGAAUCAAAUGUAUGAGGGCCUAGGCUUCCAAUGGGCAUCCUCGUUGGUGGCCUUCCUGACUGUGGCGAUGAUGCCAUUCCCCUAUCUCUUUUUCAAGUAUGGAAAAUCCAUUCGGGGGAAGAGUCGAUAUGCAAAGGUGUGA